GUUGAUGCGGAAAAAGUCCAACGCGGAAGCCACAUCCUAAGUCCAUUUUUGUGGCAUGCAUUUGAACUUUGAUCACUUCUUACUACAUUAAUAGAGAGCUCAUAAGUCCAGGUGUUAGUAUUAUCAGAGAACACAGGUGUGUUGUGCUGCAGGUAUGUCGUCAAGUGCAGAAGCAGUGUUGCGGGCCGUGGAGACGCCGCUGUUCUGUCUCGGUGCUCUGACCGCGGCCUGGCUCUCCGUGUGCUUUGUGUGGCGGCUGCUGUGCGGGUUCAGGGUGUGGGUGCUGGGAAACGGACGGCUCGUGUCACCCACCACACUGGGAAAGUGGGCAGUUGUGACAGGAGCCACAGAUGGGAUUGGGAAAGCUUAUGCGGAGGAGCUUGCCCGCAGAGGCUUUGCCAUCGUACUGAUCAGCCGCUCUCAGGAGAAGCUGGAUGAUGUAUCCAAGGCGAUCACAAGCAAAUGUGGUGUGGAGACCAAAACGAUUGCAGCAGACUUUAGUGGCCUAGAUAUCUACUCUAAGAUUGAAGAUGGACUUGCAGGACUGGAGAUUGGAGUAUUGGUGAACAAUGUUGGAAUAUCCUAUUCAUACCCUGAAUUCUUCCUGAACGUCCCCAAUCUCAACACUUUCAUCGACACCAUGGUCAACGUUAACAUAACAUCUGUGUGCCAGAUGACGCGUCUUGUUUUACCUAAAAUGGUGGUGAGGAAGAAAGGGGCCAUCCUCAACAUCUCGUCUGCCAGUGGGAUGUACCCUGUUCCUCUCCUCACUGUCUACUCUGCCUCCAAGGCGUUCGUGGACUUCUUCUCCCGAGGACUGCAAGCUGAAUACAAGAGCAAAGGCAUCAUCAUCCAGAGUGUUCUGCCAUUUUUUGUUGCAACCAAGUUAAGUAAAAUCCGACGGGCUACGCUGGACAAGCCCAGUCCAGAGCGGUAUGUUUCAGCUGAACUCAACACUGUGGGGUUACAAACCCAGACCAACGGCUACCUGCCCCAUGCCAUUAUGCAGUUCUUUGGAUGUAUAAAACCUUUUAAAGCCCACCGGCUUGCCCACAUGAGCUACUUCCAAGGGCUGGGUGACUACAGCUCUGCUCCCUGCCAAGCUCCUCAACAGUUACAUGAUGGGGAUGGGUUUGUCCCAGCGUGCUCGUUACCUGAAGAAGCAGAAGCAGGGAUAGAUCAGCAGCGGCUGGGAGCGACCGCAACAGACAGGGGGGACCAGCUGUGUUAACAACUCGUCCAACUACCAUCAUCAUGGACAAAGAAGAGAAAAUGUGACAGUUUCUAGGCAACAUCUCACUUUCCCUCCCUCUGAUUCUCCCAGUCAAAGAUGAUGUGAGGCAGUAUCUGGCCACAGUUGCCACUACACAUAUUCAAUCCAAACAGCUGUGUGAAAAAUACUGAAGAAGAUGGUGCUGCUCAUUGAUUGAUCAGCUUUAAUGAAUGGAAUACUAACAUGAAAACUAAAAACUAUUCCUAAAAGUCUGCAAAACGCGUAUGUUUGAGUGUAUGCUUGAGCGUAUGCUUGAGCCUCCUGCAAGUAUGUGGAACAGCUCUGGAUGAUGUGGAAUAGCUUAAAGCUUUUUAGUAGAACACUGGAGGUGGUACUUACUGUUAACAAUCUCUAGAGCACUUAAACAAUGUGCUAUUAAGCUUUAAAGGCUGAAAUGUUUUUUUGUGAUAUUAAUAGCUUCCUUAAUUCCUCUUUUUUUGUGUCAGAUGUUUCAAAGCACUCAGCUUUACACCUUUCCUUCUUGAGCACCAACUCAAAAUCAUUAAAGAUCUACUGGGUUUUUUUUUAAUCUUAAUAUUUUCUAAACAGUAUUGAUUUGGUGGUGAAGGGACAGAAUGUAUAAUUUACCAAACUACAUUUCAUCUGUUAAAUGAAGAGGAGGCUCUGUAGACAAACAGCCAGCACAGAGAGAGAAGUUGUGAUAGAAUAUAAAAAUGUGUUUUGUUUACAUACUAAAUGGAUCAAAUCCACUCUUAUAACUGGUGUUACUGUUGGGCACAACUUUCUAUCUGAAAAUUCCAGAAAAUUCUCUCAAAAUGCAGUGUGUGACGUUAAUCUCAAUCUUUUCACUUGUGUUUUCUUAAACCCAACAAAAUGCACAGCAGAGACAAACUAAUAAAACAAUGUAAAAUCUGACACAUUUCUUUUGGGAAUCUUUGAGUUUGUAUGUUCAUGGAGAAUGUUAGUAGUAGUCUCAUAUAUAACUUGUCUUGGCUCAGAUAUCAGCUUUAAGUUAUACUGUGUUAAUCCUGAUGGAAGAUUUGUACUUGACAUUUCACUGAUGCUAACUGUUUAGUUGGUUUUCUCAAGGGUAAUUAUAUUGAUGUAUUUGUAAUACCUGGGAUCAAGGUGCAAAACUCACUUUUUUAUACACCAGCCAAAUGGCUAGUGAAUGUUCAAAACCUGCCAGCCACUCAAUAGAUUACCAUUGUUUUUUUUGGCUGGUGAGGGAAGCAACUCAAGCAGCCACAUAUUUUACCAGUAUUUGGCUAGUGGCUAGUGCUAAUUGUGUGCCCUGCCUGGGAUGCAUAGUGUUUGGGGAAAGCAGACCAAAAAAGCAGAACAGUUGUCCACCAUUAAGAUGUACUGACUAUUUAGAAAACUACAUUGCAUUUGUAAUUUCAGCCAUGAAUAAAUAUCAAUUCAAAUAGCUUCA
Messenger RNA from Micropterus salmoides (largemouth bass), 2669 nucleotides. It is a transcript of the gene hsd17b12b, whose product is annotated as hydroxysteroid (17-beta) dehydrogenase 12b. Gene Ontology annotation, cellular component: endoplasmic reticulum. Lineage: Eukaryota; Metazoa; Chordata; Actinopteri; Centrarchiformes; Centrarchidae. The coding region runs from base 155 to 1231 and encodes 358 amino acids. Gene Ontology annotation, molecular function: oxidoreductase activity. The record is from RefSeq and is a predicted model, not a curated record. The transcript is spliced from 12 exons.